Trichosporon asahii var. asahii CBS 2479 is the source of this 930-nucleotide messenger RNA. RefSeq lists its product as uncharacterized. The coding region runs from base 1 to 930 and encodes 309 amino acids. Lineage: Eukaryota; Fungi; Basidiomycota; Tremellomycetes; Trichosporonales; Trichosporonaceae. The transcript has 4 exons. The record is from RefSeq and is a predicted model, not a curated record.
AUGGUCUUCCCCGCCGCAGCCUACUCACCACGAGCUGCGUCAGCAUCCAGUGCCAGUAGCUCCGAGUCGAAUGCCAACUCGGCGAACUCAUCAAUCGGCACCAACAUCGCCGUUCCCGUGAGCACCGAGGGAGAGCCAAAGCAGGAGCCUGGGUGUGCACCGCACUUUGAGACACCGCAAAGGAGCUCCGAGGGCGGGUCUUACCCGUUCCUGCAGUACCCCGUCCCCGCGAUGACCCCGUUGUGGGCGGCGCACAUUGGGGUCCUGCGCUGGCUCGACGCGGAAGCUGAGCUCGCUGAGGCCGGGACAGGUGCCAAAGAAGUCAAGGUCCAAGCGGAUGUGUUCUCGUGGGCGGUCGUUAAGUGUGUGCUCGACAUACAUUGGGGCCUGCAACAAGAUAAACGAGAGCUUCGGUGCGAAGACGGCGCUGGAGGUGUCCUUCCAUGGAGGGAAUGGAUUCGCUCGACGGAUACUAUGAUCGACCGUGCCCUGUCUCUCAACACCCAGGCUCAGUCUCGACUGAAAAAUGAUCCCCGAUUGCGAAUGACUGCGCGCUGCGAGCACGAGGCGGGCCGCCUCAGCCGUCAAGCCCUCAACUGGAUUUGGGACCCAUGGGUUGACUCGGCCCACCCGCCACCGACCUAUGAGCUGCAACGCGCCUUCACUUCCGAGCAGUUAGGCCUCUGCAACCCGUAUUGCGAGGAGAACAAGGAACUUGUUUUUCGGCUCGCGGAGGUGGAACCAGAGGAGAGGGGCAAGGCUGAGCAUUGGAUCGCUGCGGCCGGGUGGGCGGCGUGGUGCGAUGAUCCAGACCCGAUCCCCGAAGACCAGGCAAAGCAGAGGGACCCCCCAGUCCUGGAGAAGUACGACUUUAGCUCGUACAGGAAGUAUGUCAGGUGGACGGACGAUCUCGCGGACCGGGCUCGGUGA